Molecule: messenger RNA, 1733 nt
Organism: Cololabis saira (Pacific saury)
Lineage: Eukaryota; Metazoa; Chordata; Actinopteri; Beloniformes; Belonidae
Gene: synprb
Product: synaptoporin b
Exons: 5
Coding region: 79-990 (303 amino acids)
Cellular component (GO): synaptic vesicle; synaptic vesicle membrane
Source: RefSeq, a predicted model, not a curated record
CCUGUCUGCUUCACUUACAUCUCAACCUGAUUACUACAGCUGCUGGCACUGUGUGGAGUUGGGCUCUGUGAUCUUUAAAUGUGUAUGGUUAUAUUUGCUCCGAUUUUUGCCAUUUGUGCAUUUGCAACAUGUGGAGGAUACUAUGGUCAUCUCCAGGUUAGGGUGGACUGUGCAAACAAGAGGCAGAGCAACCUUACCAUCAAAAUUGAUUUUGGAUAUCCGUUCAGGUUACAGCAAGCGCACUUCAAGGCUCCAUUGUGUGAGGCAAAGCAAGAGGAGGUUAUUUUCCUGGAUGGCGAUUUUUCCCCAGCUGCUCAGUUUUUUCUCGCUGUGGGCGUCUUUGCUUUUCUGUACUCGCUCCUGGCAACGAUCGUUUACGUCUUCUACCAGAACAAGUACCUGAAGAACAACAGAGGCCCACUUGUGGACUUCGUUGUUACUGUCAUCUUUUCCCUCCUGUGGCUGGUCAGCAGUUGCUAUUGGGCCAAAACUCUUUCUGAUAUCAAGACUGCCACAAACCCAAGGCUGGUGCUUCUUCUCAUCUCGGCCUGUAGAGCUCAGGAAAACACAUGUGCAGCUACGCAGGAGCCUCUCUGGUCUCGCCUUAACACAUCUGCUGUUUUUGGUUUUGUUAAUGUUGUCCUCUGGUCAGGGAAUAUUUGGUUUGUGUUCAAAGAGACUGGUUGGUACAAGACUGGUCAGAGGUACCCGACCAGGAGUGCUUCAGGAAAACGCUCAAGUGAAAUGAGACAACGACUCUACAGCGAGAGCAGCUUUGACCAGCCAGAGGAGAGUUUUGGUCCCCUUAGGCAAGACAGUUUCCGUCAGUCGAAGGCGGAUUAUAGUAGGCGGCUCCAGAGACAAGCGAGUGUCAACCAGUCACAGGUCAGCUUUAAUUUACCACAAACAUAUCUUGGCAAAACAGUCCUUGAUGAAAGAGAGAAUAACAUGGCUUCUCAGGGGCCCAUGAUUUUUGUCAAUGAGAUUUGACUUUGAGUUUGAAUAUGUAAAAUACCACUGAAAUGUAUUAAUACAUCACAUUUUCAAAAAAAGUUAAGAAAACUGCUGAAACCAAACAAUAAAAAAAGCAUAAUAAAAAAAAUACAAGAAGGAACAUGUACACAAAUCAAAGUUUGGGAGCAAGUCAAGAGUAUUGAUCUGAUCGCCAUCUAUCAAUCCAUUAUGUAUACCUGCUUCAGCGCUUCGUCACAGAGGUCUGCUGGAGCCAAUCCUACUUUUCCUUGCGUGCAACCCAGUGGUAGUGAUCUGACCCCUAUACUGAAAAAUGUAAUUCAUCUUUUGGGCUUAAUUAUGAAUGGAAUUGAAUUGAAUUGAAUUGAAGUGAUGUCCGUUUUGUACUCAUUUAUUCCAUAAUUAAAUGUGCCACAAAGCACAAUGAUCCCACCAUUAGAGGAGCCCAGUGUACAAAUCAUUAUAUGAUUUCCACAGAAAUUAAAGCAAAAUUAGAAGUGUUAUAUUUUAUUACUACGAAUGGAUCCCCCUCCCGUAUGACACAUCUGGACUCUGGGACAUCGGUUUAUUUAAGGUCUAUCUAUAAGAGUCAACAAUAUUUCAUUUGUUAGCUAAAUACUUGUUUUAGCUAUAAAAAUGUAUCACAGCAUCUCAAAUCCAUGAAGCAAGUGAGAAACCUGUUAAUAGUUCAUGCUUUUAUUUGGACCUACACUCUAACUACACUUACAGUUUAUAUUCUGAAGUGUAAUGUACAGUAUGUA